Hippopotamus amphibius kiboko is the source of this 2205-nucleotide messenger RNA. RefSeq names its product vesicle associated membrane protein 3 (gene VAMP3). Gene Ontology annotation, molecular function: SNAP receptor activity; syntaxin-1 binding. Bases 119 to 433 code for a protein of 104 amino acids. The record is from RefSeq and is a predicted model, not a curated record. NCBI's taxonomy places the organism in Eukaryota, Metazoa, Chordata, Mammalia, Artiodactyla, Hippopotamidae. Gene Ontology annotation, biological process: SNARE complex assembly; vesicle fusion; vesicle-mediated transport. The transcript has 5 exons. Gene Ontology annotation, cellular component: plasma membrane; SNARE complex.
CCCCCGCGCCGCUGCCGCUGCCCCGCCCCGCCCCGCCCAGGUCUCAGGUCGCAGGUCUCCAGUCUCCGGUCCCCCUGCGCCCGUCCGCGGUUCCUCUCCCGCUGCCGCUGCCGCCAAAAUGACUACAAGUGCGCCUGGAGGGUCAAGCGCUGCCUCUGGCAGUAGUAGAAGACUUCAGCAGACACAAAAUCAAGUGGAUGAGGUGGUGGACAUCAUGAGGGUCAACGUGGAUAAGGUGUUGGAAAGAGACCAGAAGCUCUCUGAACUGGAUGACCGUGCAGAUGCACUGCAGGCAGGAGCCUCUCAAUUUGAAACAAGUGCUGCCAAGUUGAAGAGAAAAUACUGGUGGAAGAAUUGCAAGAUGUGGGCCAUCGGGAUCAGCGCUGUGGUCAUCGUCAUCAUCAUCAUCAUCGUGUGGAGCAUUUCUUCCUGAAGAACCAGUGAAACUCCAGCCUGCUGUUCAAGAAACCUCUUCAAGACUUUUGAUGUAGAACCUGCUAUCUUACCAAGCUUACCUACUGUUAUACCUAAAAUGAUUAUUUUCUGUUAGUGACUGUAAAGUUUGUUUUCUAGGAAAUGUGCCUUUGUUUUGUAAUAUGCACUCCAAACUAGAAGUGUGGUCAGCCCAGCCCCCGUUUUGCACAGUGCCUUUUCAAAUUUACAUCUGGGCUGAUGAAGAGGACUUCUUAAGUUGCAGAGUGUUAUAACCCAGCAGUAAUGUUGUCUGAUUAAUUGCCAUUGAUUCCAUUUAAGGAAAUUUAUUCCCAGUUAGCUGUCCUCAUCAUACAACAUUACCUUCAUUUUAAACCUUUGGGUAAUCAGAUUCCAAUUUGUGCCUUCUAGAAGGAACACUACUGCCUAACACAAAUCUGUGACAAUAAUAGGCUGUGCCUUAUUUUGCUCUUUUUCUGGUUCCCUUUAAGAGAACUCUCUGUUUGUAAACACUACUGACUCUCUUGCUGUAUUUAAAAUAAGAUGCUGGUAAAGAGUUUUUGCUCUUACGUUAGAUAUGAAGUUGUUUACUUUCUUGUUAUGUAUCACUUGCUAAAAAUAGUGUAUUAACCAGAAAUAAUAACCUCUUUAAAACAUUUUUAUAGAACUAUGGCUAUGACCAAAGUUUCUGUUUUGCCAAAAAGUUAAAUCCCAGUCAAGUGUCAAGUCUGUUCCUGACAGAUAAAUUCAGAAAAGUGACCAGUGGAACUCCUGGUGCUCUUCAGAAGUAAACUGUGAUGUUGCGCAUGACCUCUGCAUCCUGGCAGGCUUCUUUUGCCCUUGAAUCCAGUGAUUGCCCUUCCAGUCCAGCAGUUUUCCAGGGGGUUGGAAAAGGUUUGAGCUUGACUUUGACCGUCUCAUUCCUGUAGACAGCGUUCUACCCAGCAGUUUGUAGAUUAUCAGCUGUAGACUCCAACAUGUUUCUAAUAAUUAUGUGGGCAACAGUUUUGUAGCCUUCCAGGGAGACUGUCUGUGAGCUGGGCGUUUUCUGGUCCAGUACCCGUGGACGAUAGCUGGAGUUUGUUUCCUAUGUUGAUCCAUAGUCCACUUCCUAAAUCAGUCUCCUAAAUUAUGCUUCCAGUUAGGCAUUGGUCAGGGUGGAUGACUCUUUUCACAGAGGACAGCUAACCAGAGGCACUUUCUUUCUCUGAUGUCACAGACUGUCGGCAUAAGAUGCUGCUUUGGAAGUAGCUGGUGUCAUGUGAGAGACUUUUGUUGUGUACGUGAGACUUUGGACAUCAGGCUGUGUGGCUUAAGGACAGGAAUUCAGAUAGGAAUGAAAACACGAGGAGGCACUGAGGGGGAAAGAAGUCUUAACCGCCCUGUGGCUCCCCGUUACCAGAAUAUUCUAAAAUUCUUGUUCCCACGCUAGUUUGUGACUUACAAAGUAACAACAGUUAAGGUGCACCAGGACCUGGGUUCCGUUUCUUUAAUACCUGUUCCCCUGACACCAGUGAAGUGGUGUGAAGUUGAAGACAUGCCUUACAGUGUGCCCAGGUAGGAGAAGAGAGCAGCAGUAGGUGGCCCACCCUCAGCUCAGGUCCCUGACUGGGUCUGCCUCUGAAACCUCAGUGCUCUCUCCUUGGCCUCAGUGCUCAGUCCCAUGUAACCCACUGGCUACUGCGUUAACCCAGGAACAUGUCGCCUGUAUCUGUGCAUUUAGCUGGGAACUUGCCUGCUAUAAUGACCCGAAUAAAGUGUUUAUAAACAUAA